CUCAAUAUUAUGAAUUAUACAUUUAAUUUUUCAACUACCCUUGUAUCAAGUGUCUCAAGACAUAGAACAACCUUGCUUAUAAAUAGCCCUACCUUAGCUUACACCCUUUGUCCCUUAACCCCCUUCCAAUUCAAUACUAGUAAUACACUAAUACUACCCUUCUAAGUUCUAACCACCCCAAAUUUACCAUGGGAAGCCUUGACCCAAACCUCACAAACACCUCCUCCCCCUCGAACCCAAUCGAGUUCAAACCCUUAGACCAUGAAGAAUUCCGAAAACAAGCCCAUCAAAUGGUAGAUUAUAUUGCAGACUACUACAAAAAUAUUGAAAAUUUUCCCGUUUUAAGCCAAGUGCAACCUGGCUACUUGCUAUCAUCCUUGCCUCAAACGGCUCCAGCUAGGCCAGAGCCGUUUGAGGUCAUCCUAGGGGAUGUUAGCAAGUACAUUUUCCCAGGUAUGACACAUUGGCUUCACCCCAAAUUUUUUGCAUUCUUUCCUGCAACCAUUAGCUCGGCUGCUUUCGUAGGUGACAUGCUUUGUAACGCUUUUAAUAGCGUUGGGUUUAACUGGCUCGCUUCCCCGGCCUCUACGGAGUUAGAGAUGGUUGUCAUGGAUUGGCUUGCUUCCAUGCUUAAGCUCCCUACCUCCUUCAUGUUCUCUGGGACGGGAGGAGGUGUGAUACAUGGAACAACAAGCGAGGCCAUACUCUGCACACUCGUAGCAGCAAGAAACCGAGCAAUGGCGGCGACUAACGUCGAUAAUCCAGUAUCGAAACUAGUAGUCUAUGCUUCCGAUCAAACACAUUCUACCUUUGCUAAGGCGUGCAAGAUGAUCGGCAUACCACCUAAGAAUAUUAGGUUAAUUCCUACAACGGUCGAUUCGAAAUUUGCAUUGCCACCCUGUCACUUUCGUAAGUGCAUUAAAGCUGAUGUGGCAGCUGGCUUGGUCCCACUUUAUUUAUGUGUUACUGUGGGGACCACUUCAACAGCCGCCAUUGAUCCAUUGGAAGAACUCCUCGAUAUUGCAGGUGAUUAUGACAUUUGGGUCCAUGUUGAUGCUGCUUAUGCUGGAAGUGCUUGUAUAUGCCCUGAGUUUAGGUACCAUUUAAAUGGGGUUGACCGAGUUGACUCCCUAAGUAUUGCACCUCACAAAUGGUUGCUAACCUACUUGGAUUGUUGUUGCUUGUGGAUGAAAAACCCGAGUUUGGUGGUUAAAGCCCUCGGUACUAACCCGGAGUACUUGAAGAAUGAACCUAGUGAAUCCAAUUCGGUAGUGGACUAUAAGGAUUGGCAAAUUGGUACGGGUCGACGGUUCAAGUCGCUCCGUUUAUGGUUCGUGCUACGGACCUAUGGGAUUACGAACCUUCAAAAUCAUAUUCGGUCUGACAUUGGCAUGGCUCGGUAUUUCGAGAGUUUAGUAAGAUCUGAUCCUCGGUUUGAGAUUGUAGCGCCUCCAAAUUUUGCGCUAGUUUGUUUCCGGUUUAACCCGACAAGUGAGUUCAAAUCAAUUAAAAUUGAGUCUCUAAAUAGGGAGUUACUUGACCGUAUCAACUCAACCGGUCAAGUUUACAUGACUCAUACCAUUGCUAGUGGGGUCUACAUGUUGAGGUUUGCAGUGGGGACCACACUCACAGAGAAACGUCAUGUGGUUGCAGCUUGGAAGGUAAUUGAGAAAGAAGCUCAAGUGAUAUCAACAACAUUGAAAUUAAACACAUGAAAUUGAAAUUAAGGUUCAACCAGAUUCAAAUCUUGCUUGCAUUAUUAUGCAAUCUUUUUAUUUAUAAUCAAGGGUUGGUUGAUCUAAGAAUAAAGUUGGAAUGUAUACAUGCAUUUCAUUCCAACUAGCGUGUAGCCCAGAUGUUACACCGGAUUGUUAAACUAUUUUUAUUACACCUUGUGAUAUAUGUACUUAAUAUUUAUAGUG
Chenopodium quinoa (quinoa) is the source of this 1922-nucleotide messenger RNA. RefSeq names its product aromatic-L-amino-acid decarboxylase-like. The transcript is spliced from 3 exons. Gene Ontology annotation, biological process: amino acid metabolic process. The coding region runs from base 189 to 1715 and encodes 508 amino acids. Lineage: Eukaryota; Viridiplantae; Streptophyta; Magnoliopsida; Caryophyllales; Amaranthaceae. The record is from RefSeq and is a predicted model, not a curated record. Gene Ontology annotation, molecular function: pyridoxal phosphate binding; carboxy-lyase activity.